Messenger RNA from Pollicipes pollicipes, 1184 nucleotides. RefSeq names its product programmed cell death protein 10-like. Gene Ontology annotation, cellular component: FAR/SIP/STRIPAK complex. The record is from RefSeq and is a predicted model, not a curated record. NCBI's taxonomy places the organism in Eukaryota, Metazoa, Arthropoda, Thecostraca, Pollicipedomorpha, Pollicipedidae. The transcript has 6 exons. Gene Ontology annotation, biological process: positive regulation of MAP kinase activity; regulation of Golgi organization. Gene Ontology annotation, molecular function: protein kinase binding. Bases 162 to 791 code for a protein of 209 amino acids.
GCAUUGUUGAGUUGGCGGGGACGGCGCUGGGUGCUUCAUGCCUGGUUCUGGUAUUAGGUGUGCGCCGGAGUGGUCUGUGAAAGGGUUGUCGCGAUUCUAUCCCAGUUAGAAGAUCAGUAAACUUCGAAAGCGCUGCUUAUUAUUGAACCGCGAAGAGAAAAAUGACCAUGGGAGAUGAUUCACCUGUAUCUUCCCUGGUUUUGCCAGUCCUUAUAAGGCCGGUUCUUUCUCAACUGGACAAGGAGGAUGUGGCCGCCACCCAGACACUGCGCGCUGCGCUCACCAAGGUGGAGGCGGCCAACCCGGGCUUCACCUACGAUCUGGUGAUGGGCCUGGUGCGCAAGGCCGACGUCAGCGUGAACAUGCACGAGAGCCUGCUGCGCCUGCAGGGCUCGGCCGGCGACAACGACGCUGAGUAUCGGCUGAGCCGCACUGAGGAGCCGUUCCAGGAGCUGAACAAGAAGUCGUCCAGCUUGAAACGCAUCCUCAGUCGGAUUCCGGAUGAGAUCACCGACCGGAAAACAUUCCUGGAGACCAUCAAGGAGAUCGCCAGCGCCAUCAAAAAGCUGCUGGACGCGGUGCAGGGCGUCUCGGCGUACAUCCCCGGCUCGCACGGCAAGCAGGCGCUCGACCAUCGCCGUCGCGACUUCGUCAAGUACUCCAAGAAGUUCAGCAACACGCUCAAGGAGUACUUCAAGGAAGGACAGGCCAGCGCCGUCUUUGUCUCGGCCACGUACCUGAUCUACUACACCAACAUGAUCAUGAUCACCGUCAAGAGCAAGUGCGAGUAGCCGGCGGGGCUCAGCGCUGCAGUCCAGCAGCCCGCUACUCCCUCCAGCAAUGGCCUGGCCAGGCGCUCGCGCGGGCUGCGGCUGCACACCGCCACCCGUGUCUGGUGACGUCUUCCAAGGCUCGUCAAUGCCCAAUCGUUGGUACUGUCGUCCGCGUUGAUCAAUGGGAAUCGGGGAGAGUUCGACGGCGAUCUUUUAACCCACAGUCACACCGGGGGCCGACCGUGCUGACAUGCGAUUAUGCGCGGCUCACGUAUGAGAUACUUAAUUAUUUAUUUUGUGCACGCAGCAGCCUGCCAAUAUAAAGUCACGACAUAGAUUAGAGUCAAGUGUAUUAGCCGUAAGGCCAAUGUAUGUACAUAAAACGGCGAAAUACACGGUGCGUGACCAGGA